UUACAGUUAAUAUAUGUGUUAAAAAAGUUUUGUGAGAUAUAUUGUUAUGAUGUAACAUUGACGGACAGUCUUAAACUUUUUAACAGGCGAUUAUAGAAGCUUCUUAUUUAAUCAAACCAGACGACAGCAAAAAAUUAUAUUUGCAUUAGCGAAUAAGAAACAAGUAAUUGUUACAAAAUUUCAAUCCUUAUACAUAAAAUGUGUGACAAAAAGCAUUCACUAUUCUAUUUUGAUGUCAAUGGACGUGGAGAGUCAAUAAUUAUGACUUUCAAACAUGCUGGAGUGGAAUUUGAAGAUCAUAGAAUAUCCUUUGCAGAGUUUCCAGAAGUAAAAUAUAACACUGCAGCGACGCCAACAGGACAUCUACCAGUGUUGACCACACCCCGUGGUGACAAAUUGGUGCAAUCGGCAUCCAUAGUUAGAUACUUGGGUAACCUUUUUAAUCUUUAUGGUGACAACCUCGUACAGCGUGCGCAUGUAGAUGCUAUAUUGGAUACAAACAAGGAGCUGUAUGAUGGGCUAAUAGAUGCUCAAUUUUACACACCAGUGGAUGACCAAAAAAAAGAAAAGUUAAAAAUCUUAGAAACGAAAAUCAAAGAAGCGUUUAAGUAUUAUGAAUAUUUACUAAAACAAAACGAUGGAAAUCCAGUUUUUGUUGGAUCUCAUAUUACCAUAGCAGACAUACAUUUUAUUGACUUGAUGGACAUUAUAAAUCUUGUGUUUAAAAAAAACACCUUCAUCGAAGAUUAUAAUCUCUUAAAUAUUCUGGACAAAGAAACAAGGAAGUCGAAACACUUGAGUGAAUAUUUAGCUGAGCGAAACAAAAAAUAAACAAUGAGAAAGAAGAGUAUUCGUUAUCAUAUUUCACAAAACCGUCAGUGCAAUCCAAUUACUUCGAUUUUGCCAUAUAUCUUGCAUCAUUAAGAAACAGCCAGGCUCGGCCCUAAAUUAGCGUUGCUUUUAAAACGUGUAGUGUGUUUGUAAUUCAUAAGAAUAAUUAAUAAGAAUAACCUA
Molecule: messenger RNA, 1014 nt
Organism: Hydractinia symbiolongicarpus
Lineage: Eukaryota; Metazoa; Cnidaria; Hydrozoa; Anthoathecata; Hydractiniidae
Product: glutathione S-transferase 1-like
Exons: 4
Coding region: 199-831 (210 amino acids)
Biological process (GO): glutathione metabolic process
Molecular function (GO): glutathione transferase activity
Source: RefSeq, a predicted model, not a curated record